UUCAGGAAAUAUGUCCGGAGCGUACAGAGUCAGAAGGAAAAGAACUUCAUUUCCUUCAACACAGAGCUUACCUAGAGAGAAGAAGGGGCAACCUUUCCUCAGUCAACCCAGAGAGCUUUGAAGGUUAGAUCCCAUUCUGUCUCUCUUGCUCUCAAGUUGAAGAUGGUUGACAAAGAAGUCAUUCGAACUAUCGUCGGCAUCAUCGGAAAUGUCAUUUCAUUCUUCUUAUUUGCCUCUCCUAUGCCUACCAUUAGGAAAAUAUGGAAGAAAAAGGCAGUGGAGGACUUCUCUCCAAUGCCAUACAUUGCGACUAUAAUGAACUGUUUACUAUGGGUGUUUUAUGGUCUACCGAUCGUCCAUCCCAAGAGUACUCUUGUUGUCACCAUCAACAGUGUAGGGCUUGCCUUGGAGUUGGGUUAUGUCUUCAUCUACCUUUUGUAUGCACCUAAUAAGAAGAGAUUGAAGGUGUUCGGGUAUCUUUUGCUUGAAGUAGCCUUCCUGACUGUGGUAGUAUGUGUGACACUUUUACGUUUUCACACCCACGAUUCAAGGUCUAGGAUUGUGGGUAUUCUGUGUGUUAUUUUUGGAGUGUGCAUGUAUAUGUCUCCACUCACUAUCAUGGGUUUGGUUAUCAAGACCAAGAGUGUGAAAUAUAUGCCAUUCCUGAUAUCAUUGGCCAACUUCCUCAAUGGAAUUGUUUGGGUGAUCUAUGCGCUCCUACGUUUUGAUAUAUACAUAUUGAUUGGCAAUGGUCUUGGGGCAAUUGGUGGUUUGGCUCAACUCAUCCUUUAUGGUAUCUACUACAGAUCAACUCCGAAAGACGAAGACCAGCAUGUGCAAAAGCCAUCAGAGGUGCAACUUCAAGCAAAUGUGGACACUGGACACCAUACAGUUUGAUCUCAAGUGGUUAUGUUACACCCAAAUGUCAAAGAAUUUUUUUUUGGUAAAAAAAUGUCUAAGAUUACAAUUUUUUUUUGGUAGAGUAAGAUUACAGUCAAGAAUGAUAGUUAGGAAGUUAUGAAAAUCAACUUUUUAUUUCUUUUCUACCACUUAACUUCAAACCUGGACAGUUCAAUUUGGAA
Messenger RNA from Macadamia integrifolia, 1082 nucleotides. RefSeq names its product bidirectional sugar transporter SWEET4-like. The record is from RefSeq and is a predicted model, not a curated record. The transcript has 6 exons. Bases 163 to 897 code for a protein of 244 amino acids. NCBI's taxonomy places the organism in Eukaryota, Viridiplantae, Streptophyta, Magnoliopsida, Proteales, Proteaceae. Gene Ontology annotation, biological process: carbohydrate transport. Gene Ontology annotation, cellular component: membrane. Gene Ontology annotation, molecular function: sugar transmembrane transporter activity.